AAACACCCAUCGGUCCAUUGGGGAAUUGAUUGCACGCUUCCUUGAGGACACGUCAUGAUGGCGACCUCCAUGCUGCCGAUAACGACUCUGCUGAAAGCACCUAUGGAUGCCAAGGACGUCGCCGAUACGAAAGAUAGCGUCCGUCCAUCCACCUCGGCCACGGACAUUCCGAUGUCGCCUACGUCGACGCCACCAAUCGACACAACCUCCAACCAGGACGAAGCGAGCAGCCAACAAGACACAUCGCUCACAGCCCUAGCCCGAACCUUUUCCGUCCCAGCACCGCACUUGGCACCUAACAGCCCAACAGUCAUCAAUGACGUUGGUGCUCCAUUUUCACGCACGGUGUCGGCGCCAGCCAGUGUUCCACAGGAAGGGCAUCCACCGCAUUUUCCCCCUCAGCAUGCAUCGUCUCUACCUCCGCAAUGUGCUCCUCCAUCAAAGACGUCCCCACUUCCAAGAGAUCCCAUCGAGGACGAGUUCGAUGUCGUCGUCGACGAAACAUUGCCCAUGGGGCUUCAAUUUGUAUUGGACACGUUGUGGCGCGACGACCAAUUCACAAUUGAAGGCCUGAAAAAGGUCGGCGAAACCAACGUGACCGUGUCGCAGUGGGCCGACAAACCUGUGGCGUACACCGCGUUCAAUCGCCCCGAAACGUUCCAAAGCGAGCGCCGAGUGACGUUUGUCCACAACAAAAAGAAUUUUAUCGGCCCCAGCGCGAUCCCGACCACCCAAAUCCACCGGUACACGUACACGCCUGGGCAGCGGUUGGUGGUGAGCGUCACGUCCAGCGUGCACGACGCGCCAUUUUGCGACUACUUCCGCGCCGAAAGUCGCUGGGUGUUCGACGCAUCGUUGUCGUCCGCCCACGAAUGCUCGUUGGUCAGUGGCAUGCGGCUGAAUUGGGCCAAAAGCACGUUUCUCAAGGGCCAGAUUGAAGGGUUUGCCAAAUCCGAGUCGAAAUCAGUCAUGCUGAAGUGGGUCAAGCAAGCCAUCGACGCGUACAACAGCGCCUAUCCGUCGGAGAAACCAGUGCAUCGUCAAGACCAAGGCCCAGUGGCCGCCGCCGCGUCCGAAGAUGGUCGCAAGAAGGAUCAAGAUGCUGUGGCGACGAUGACGACAACAAAGAAGUUGAAUCCAGACACGAGCCUGCUUCUCUUGCGACAGCUGAAUGUCGUGGGUGUUGUGGUGCUGGUGGUGCUGCUGCUGCAAUUGAUGGUAACUCUGUACAACCUCAGGACAACCACGAACGAAUCCGUCCGGCUGCAAAAACAACACCAGGUGCUUCUCAGUCAAAUCAUGGACAAGAUGAAGUGCGUCAAGUCGAGUGAGUGAGUUCCAUGGGAUGCCUCACUUCUUGCACAAUAGCAUAACACCAUAAUGUUACAUGAAAAUAUAUAACUAUUUGCAACUGUCCA
Molecule: messenger RNA, 1418 nt
Organism: Aphanomyces astaci
Lineage: Eukaryota; Oomycota; Saprolegniomycetes; Saprolegniales; Verrucalvaceae
Exons: 4
Coding region: 55-1335 (426 amino acids)
Source: RefSeq, a predicted model, not a curated record